Molecule: messenger RNA, 1392 nt
Organism: Cutaneotrichosporon oleaginosum
Lineage: Eukaryota; Fungi; Basidiomycota; Tremellomycetes; Trichosporonales; Trichosporonaceae
Cellular component (GO): cytoplasm
Molecular function (GO): oxidoreductase activity
Source: RefSeq, a predicted model, not a curated record
AUGAGCAAGUUUCCACAGCCCUGGCGCUCGACUGUCUCGCACUGGCAGGCGACGAACCGCGGACCCACAAGUCUGUACGGUCACGGCGCCGACGAUGAGCUUCCCGAGGAUGCUGACAUUCUUAUCGUUGGCGCGGGCAUGAUGGGGUGUGCGCUGUCGUAUUUCCUCACCCGCUUGGGCGGGGCGGGGGCAGGCAAGAGGGUGGUGUGCGUCGAAUCGAAGGACGUGGCGAGCGGUGCCAGCGGGCGUAAUGGCGGACAUGUCGGGCCGAAGACCUAUGCGCUGUGGCACCAGCUGCAACAAGCUUACCCACUUGGUGCGGGGCUCAGUGCAGAGGAGGCGGUGCGCGUGAUGCAGAAUGAGCGCGACAACCUCGACUUGGUCGAGCGCGUGGUAGCUGACGAGGGAUUACAAGUGGAUUUCUGGCGCGGCGAGCUACUCGAGACCCACCAUGACAAGGCUCGCACCAAGUGGUGCAAGGAGCAGUACGAGGCGUGGCUUUCUCAGCGGAAGAAGAUGGGCCUGAGCGGCGACGAGACGAAGUUCAUCGACGACGCGGCGGAGGCAGAGAAGCUGUCGCGCUUCAAGGGCGUGACGUCCGUCCAUGUUCGCCCUGGCGGUAGUGUCCACCCACACAAGCUCGCCACAGCGCUGAUGCACCUCGCGCUCGCGUCGCCGCACGCCCAAUUCAGUCUACACUCAUGGACGCCGGCGUCUGGCCAUCCGCAGCGCCGUGGCGACAGAUGGGUGUUGCAGACUAGCAAGGGCGCGAUUCGCGCCCCCCGCGUCAUACUCUGCACGAAUGCACACACACGCCACUUCUUUCCCCGCUCCUCGCCACUGCACGGCCACAUCGAGCCCUACGUCGGACAAUGCAGCUCGCUGACGCCUACCCCGACAUUCUCGGGCGCCGGCGCUCUGCGGAACACAUACAACAUGCUCGAUGGGCACUAUCUCGUGCGCACGGCGAGUGGGGAGCUCGUGCUUGGCGGCGGUGUUGCGCCGCUCGUGCGGUCUGGCGCGACGCCAAUGUCGCGGAUCCACGGAAAUGUCGACGACAGCGAAGCGAGCAUCGACCCCGCGAUUACGCGGGACCACGCGACGUUCAUGCGCAACUUUGAGGCAUGGGGGCCUGAGGCGUAUGGCGAGGGCCUCGUGCGCACUUGGGUCGGCGUGCUCAGCGCCGUGCGCGACUGGCUGCCGCUCGUCGGCGACGUCCCCGGCUCUGCGGGGCUCAGUGUUGCGGCUGGGUUUGCGGGGCACGGCAUGGCGCGCAUCUUUGCGGUCGCGCGGGGAUAUGCGGAUACACUCAAGAAGGGGAGGUGGGACACGGCGCUGCUUCCCAGAUGCUUCGAGAUCACAGAGGAGCGAUUGCGGCGCGCUGAGGCUGCC